Messenger RNA from Plasmodium vinckei vinckei, 1944 nucleotides. RefSeq names its product leucine-rich repeat protein. Gene Ontology annotation, molecular function: small GTPase binding; GTPase activator activity. Lineage: Eukaryota; Apicomplexa; Aconoidasida; Haemosporida; Plasmodiidae. The record is from RefSeq and is a predicted model, not a curated record. Gene Ontology annotation, cellular component: cytosol; nucleus; perinuclear region of cytoplasm. The transcript has 3 exons. Gene Ontology annotation, biological process: nucleocytoplasmic transport; activation of GTPase activity. The coding region runs from base 1 to 1944 and encodes 647 amino acids.
AUGGACCAACAACAAUCACCACUCAAAAUAAAAUUAAAGGAAAAUAUACUGUACUCAUCAAACCCAAUAUUAAGCGAAGAUGAGAUAGCGGAUUUUGUUUCCUCUAUGAAUACACAAAGCACAGGAAAAAAUGAUCAAAAUAAUUACAGAGAAAAAUAUAAUCAAGUUAAAAAAAUCGAACUUGCUAGCUUAAAUAUUAAUGAUUGGGGAUUGUCUAUUCUUAUUCCCUGUAUAUUAAGGAGUAAAAAUAUUGUUUCUUUAAAUUUAUCAAAUAACAAUUUAACAAAUGAUGGAGCAAAUAAACUCUCUCAAUGUUUUCAGUAUCUUCCAUUUCUCAAUGAAUUAAAUUUAUCUAAUAAUUCUAUAGGACCAGAAGGUGGAAUAAAUAUAAUUGAAAACCUUUUUUCAUUCACCUCAAAUUGUGAAAUUGAUCAUUUUUCAAAUAAUAAAUUAAUAAAAAAUGAAAUUACUACUUUAGCUAGCCAUUCUACAAAUAAUGUUAAAAAAAAUUAUAUAUCAAAUAAUAGUAACAAUAAAAUAUAUGAUCUUGAUUUGUCAGACAAUUUUUUAGGACCUAAUUUUCUUUUACGCCUGACACAAAUACUUGAAUGUAGUACCAAAACUAAUAGUGACACUAAUGGCUCUAUUAAAUAUAAACUAAAACUUAAAAAUAUAGGAAUAGACAGUUUAAGUAUUUUUUCAUUUUUUAAAAAUUGCACCCACGUUGAAAUAUUAGAUAUAUCUGAAAAUAAAUUAAGUUCACCAUCAUUUUGUAAAGAUAUUGAAAUUUUAUUUAAAAAUCAGACAAACAUAACAGAACUACAUAUAUCCGAUAUAUGUAACAAUAGUUGUAAAACUUCACGAUAUAAUAAUUAUGGGAAUGAAAUAUUCUUAACAUUAAUAAAAUAUUUACAUGAUAUCAAAAAUUUAAAAAUAUUAUCUUACACUAAUAAUAAUAUAAAUGAUGAAUCAUUUGAACAAUUUUGCUUUUUUCUUAAAAAUAAUAUAAAUAAUAAAAUUAAAGAAAUCAAUUUAUCAAAUAAUUUUAUAUCAAAUUUAGAUAUAUUAAAUGAAGCAUUAAAAAAUAAUCAAACAUUAAACAUUAUUAAUUUAUCUAAAAAUAACUUAACAGAUAAAAAUAUUAAAUUAUUUACUUAUAAUACAUUAUCAACUAAUUUAAAUAUAUAUGAUAUAUCCUUUUCUUUUAAUAAAUUAACAAACCUAUCUUGUCAUUAUAUUUCUGAUGCUUUGCUAGCACAAUCUAGACUCAUAAAAAAAAACAUCAAAUUAAGUUACAUAAAUAAUAAAAAAUUGUCUAGCUCUAUCUUAAAAUCGCCAUUUCCAACAGAGUCACACCAAAUAGAUGAACAUACAAAUUAUCAAAGUUGUGAAGAAACCACAUUGCCCAACAAUGAAAAUAGUAUAAAAAUACUAAUAUCAAAUAGGCAUAAAGAUGAAAAUAUAUUUUUUUCAUGUAUUGGAAAUAUAAGCUUUAAUAGAGCUACUGAAACAACUAAAAAUUAUUUUAUUCAAAAAAAUAGAAGAAUUUUAAUAUAUGAUAAAAACGAGGCUUUUUUUAAUUCUAAUCAUAAUUUUUCUAUUAAUUGUUUUAAAGGAUUAAAGUUUUUGGAUUUAUCAGGUUCUUCUAUAAACAAUGAAGGAAUAUCUUUUCUUAUGAAGCCAUUAAAUAAACCUUACUGUCCUCUAGAAUUUUUAGAUAUCUCGUCUUUUCAAAGAUUAAAUGAUAAUACAUAUCAAACACUUACAAGUUUAGUGUCAAAUAAAAAAUAUCAAUUUAUAAAUAACACAUCUCGUAUUUUUAAACAUUUGCCUUUAAUUAUUCGAGGAAUACCACCAGCCACUAUUCAACUAAAUGAUACUGAUGAUAAUAUAGAUGAAGAAAACACAGAGUCAACAUGGUGGAAUUAUAAAGAAGGGGAAUGA